UUGUGUGUGUAAUCUGACCCGGAAAGAGUAUCAGAAUACCGAGAAAUCCUUACCAAUCCAGAUAAAUCGGAAACAUCCUCGAUUGAUAUCUGUAUGCAAGGUUGCAUAUAGCUAGCAGAUUGUAUAUUUCGUAUUUCUUGUGCCAGAUUUUUAGCAGAAUGGGUAUCAAGGUGUUCAUCACGAAUAUUUCAAGCAGUACUGAUAUCAAGAAGAAGCAGCGGGAAUUGCUUCAGACCUUAGAAAGUUUGAAGAUUGAGUUUGAAACAGUGGACAUCUCUGAUCCUUCCAAAGAGGAAGAGAAAAAGUUCAUGAGAGCCAACAGCAAACCAGCUCAAGAGGGCAAGGUGCCCCUCCCCCCUCAAGUAUUCAAAGAUGAUGAUUACUGUGGGGACUUUGAUGCAUUUUCGGAGGCCCUAGAAGAUAACGCUUUAUAUGAAUUCCUUAAAUUAGCUCCACCUAAAGAAGUUUCCCAAGCAUCUGUCACAGUAACAGGGGAGGAAGAAGAAAAGAAAGAUGAGGAAGAAAGAGAAAAAGAAGAUGAGGAAAAGGCCAUUUUAAUUGAGGAUGUUGCUGCUGAGGAAGGGAAGAAAAUUGAUGAAGAAGAAUCAAAGACAGAGGAAAAAGCAGAUGGUGAGGCGAGUGAAAAAGAGGCUGCACCAUCUGAGGAAAAGGUAGAAGGUGAAAGGUCAGAGAGUGAAGUUAAAGAAGGUGAAAGUGCAGAGGGCAAAACCAAAGAAACUGAGGAGUCCCCAGCAACAAAUAUAGCCAAUGAUGAGAAAGUAGAGGAGACCAAGGAGGACACUGGGGAUGAAGUGAAGGAGGAGGAGAAACCCCUGGACAAGGAUGCAGAGCUUCCCCAGCAGGAAAAGGAGGCUGAAAAAGAGGACACAGAUGAAAUGGACCAGUCUGCCACAGAGGUGCCACCUGACGCAGAAAAAUCCGAUGCAAAGACAGAUGAAAAUGAGCAAGAUGCUGAAGAAUUGGUUGUUGUGGAAACAGAUGACAAAAAAGAUACUGACACAGAAUCAGUUGUUGUUUUGGAUGCUGAAGAACCUAAGGAAGAAGAAAAACAAGAGAUGGUUGAUGAAUCACAACAGCAAGAUACAACAGAAUCUAAUGAAGAUACAGAACCACUUGUAAUUGUAGAGGAGAAAGAGAAUCAAGAUACCAAAGAGGAGGAGGCAACCAAAGAAGAGACUAACAAAGAGGAAUCCGAGCCUGUGAAAGAAGAGGAGCCAGUCAAGGAAGAAGAACCAGUCAAGGAAGAAGAACCAGUAAAGGAAGAAGAAACAAUUUCAGAACCAGUCAAGGAAGAAGAACCAGUAAAGGAAGACGAACCAACAAAAGAAGAAGAACCAAUUAAACAAGAGGAAGAAUCAGCCAAAUCAGAGGAGAAGGAAGAAGAAGUUGAUUUUUGGGCACAGAUUGGUAAAGAUGAUGAUGAUAUUGGUAGAAAGAAGAAAGCUCCUUCAGUAGAAGAGGAGAAACCUAAAGAGCCAAGCCCUGUACCAGAAACAAAAGUCGAGACACCGGCUCAGGAGGAUGAUGAUGAUGAUUCUAUGGAGGCAAGGAGAAGGAGAAGAAGGAAAGAAAGAGAGGAGAAAGAAGCUGCUGAUGCAGAGCCUGCUGAGGACAGCUUAGAAGAGCGUCGUCGCAGACGUCGCGAAGAGAGGAAAGCCAAGGAAGAUGCGGAUUCCAUGGAAGUGGAGAGUGCCACAGAGAGGAGGAGAAGACGCCGCCGUGAAAUGGCUGAUGAUUAGGGAAAAUCAGAGGAUGAGUAAAUAUAAAAGAAACCUUAGUCUUUCCCAGGUGCUGAGUAUAGGUCUAAGGAAGCUGCCUCUCAUUUUCUUCAUUUCCAACCCUCCAACUGCAAUGAUCCAUCAGUGGCAAUUCUCCAGUGAGAUUAGCUCAACAAAGCUCGGCUGUUGAGAUACUAGUACUCAUCCAAAACUUGUCUUGUGAUAAGGAGACUUUCUCCAUAUUCCCUCAGUUUUUCGAUGUGCAAUGCUAUUAAUUCUUUUCGGAGGGAAUUCCUUGUUUUGUUUUAUUUGAUUUGAAAAUUUUGUGUGUAUUGUUUUCUUUUUUUAAAGAAGCAAUGAACAAGAAACAGUCUCUGUUAAUAUGAUUUAGAUCUUUGUCUCUAUUGAAGUACUCAAAAAGGGUAUAUAUUCAGGAUUAUCAGUCAUCAACUUUGCUUUGUUUUAAUUGUGCUUAUAUAUGCUUUUUGUGCAAACAACUUUUUUACAACACUAUUUAUGGGGGAAACAGAAAUAUGCCAUUUCUUAAAUUACAAUUUUGUCUCAUCAAAUAUUUGGGUAGUUAUUGUCUUGGCAGCAUGAUAAUGUAUGAAAUGUUAAUUGUUUUUAACCAAUUUUGGAUACUGGUUUUGAUGCUCAAUUUUAAGUGUCCCCAGAAGAUGCAUAAAUAAUGCAGAAUCUCUCUGAAGAUAGGGUUGAAUAACAAGCUAUGUGCAUGUAGUGCUUUGGUGUAGCAUUUUUUUUAUACAGGAUUAUUUUUAUUUUACAGUGUAUAUGUAUAUUACUAAUGAUAGUACUAUGAUGAUGACAGUAGAAGUCCCACCUAUCUCCUAUGUCUCCUCGUACUUGACCGGUCUCCAAUAACUCGCCAAUAAUUCCUCACAGUCCUCUCUCCUUCCAAUGGUAAAGAAUGGUUAAAAGUUUUAAUUUUAGUUAACAGAAGGAAUUUAUGACAAAUUUUACAAGGGAAGCUAAAACUCUUGGUCUUCUUGGAUCGUUAUCAUCUACGCAUUAUGUGAGAUAUUGGGCGACUAGUCAAGUUAAAUGAUUACUAACAUAUUCCAAUAAGUUCAAUAGUCUAUUGUGUUCAUAUUCCAAGCCAGUGGAUUCACAUACCAAGGGCCAGACCUGCAGGACUGCAGCUUUAGAGACAACGAACUGCCCUGUGCCAUGUGUGAUGUGAGCUUUAGUCAAUGCUUUAACAUGAAUCAUGGGAAGUGGAUAUCAUUUAUUAAUGUGUUGUUACAUGACAUGGUUUAGUUCUUUUUGUUAGUUUGUUAUUUCCGUUUCCUUGUCUUUCAAAAAAAUUGCAAUCUGUUAAGUCUGACACGACACCUUUGAUACCUGGCAGAAUGUAUGUACUUAUUAUAGGUAUAAUAUUUUGUUAUUCAUUUAUAUAAUCUUUUCUUGCCAAAGUGUAUAGCUUUUACUUAAGGUACAUCCAGAAUAAAUGUAACUGUUUGAUUACAAAGCUAAUCCAGGGUGAUUUUCAUUCAAAACAUCAAUUUAAGCUUUGUCCUCUCAGAUUUAAUCAGCAUUUUGAAGUUUCUUAUGAUUUGUUCAGACAACUUUUUUCUGUUUGUAAUGUCUUAAAAAUAGUUUUUGUCAAAAAAUAAACUUUUAUGUAUUUUCCUGAUUGUAACAGUAAAUUGUACCAAGUACCAACUAAA
This is a messenger RNA of Magallana angulata, 3427 nucleotides long. Its product is annotated as neurofilament heavy polypeptide-like. Bases 159 to 1760 code for a protein of 533 amino acids. The record is from RefSeq and is a predicted model, not a curated record. Lineage: Eukaryota; Metazoa; Mollusca; Bivalvia; Ostreida; Ostreidae. The transcript has 18 exons. Gene Ontology annotation, cellular component: cytoplasm.